AUGAGUUUUAGUAGUUUUUCUUCUCUUAAUCAAGAUAGGAUUUUUCAAAUUUCAAGCUGCCUUUCUACAAUUCAAACUGGGAUUGACUCUGAGAGAGGAACAAGGGUUGACCAGCUCGAGCGAAAAUGUAAAGAACUUGAAUUAAAUUUAGCAGAAUUUGAAGAGCAAAACUCAAAAAAAUUCACAGCACAUAAAGCUCAGUUAGACUCGAUCUCAGAUUCAUUAUCCCAACUAAAAGAAACCCGUGAAGACUUCUUUGAUUCUAAAUCUAAAGAGCUAUUGGAUCAAGAGCAAGUUCUUACAAAUUUGUUGCAGCAAUCUUCCAUUGACAAAAGAGACUCAGAUUUAAAAUUCCAAAAAAUAUUCGACGACCGUUUAAACUCCUUAAAAUCUGAUUUAUCGAGAGAAAGCCAAGCCAGAUCUGACUCCAUAAAAUCAGUGAAAAGCUUCCUUGAAGAAAAAAUCAAUAAAAUUGAAGAAAUGAUGACAAGUGAAAAAAUUGAGAUUGAGAAAACUAGCGAAGAAUUAUCAGAAAAAAUUAACGAAAAUAUCCAGAAAACGCAGGAAGCACUAGAGGUAGAAAGAAAAGCAAGAGAAGAAACCGAAGAAGCUAUGCUGUUUAUGCUGCAAGAUUUAAUUGCAAAAAUUAAAAGUGAAAUUGAGCAGGAGAGAAAUGAGAGAGAAAGCUCAGAAGAAACGCUGUUAGGACUUUUGGAAGAGACUUGUACGAAAUUAAAUUCUUUGACUAAUAUUUAA
Molecule: messenger RNA, 756 nt
Organism: Blepharisma stoltei
Lineage: Eukaryota; Ciliophora; Heterotrichea; Heterotrichida; Blepharismidae
Source: the annotation of a GenBank genome assembly